AUGCGACUUCUUCGUUCUCUGCUGUUGCUUCUGCCGGUGGUGCUGGCGAACCCGCUCAGCGCCCGCUCCAACUCCACCGCCUGCAACAAUUCCCCAGAUCUCUGCAGCAAGUCCUACGGUGAAAUCACCCAUCUGGGCGCCCACGACAGCCCAUUUGUGCGUUCCUCGGACACCGGUGGUAACUUGGCUGGGGACCAAUACUAUGACACCCCGACCCAGCUGAGUGCGGGCGUACGGCUAGUGACUGCUCAAGUACACAAGGACAAUUCGGAAUGGCGUCUCUGCCACACUUAUUGCUCAUUGAUGGAUGCCGGCCUUCUAAGUGACUGGUUGGCCAAGAUCAAGACAUGGCUGGACAACCACCCCAAUGAAGUCGUCACCAUCAUCCUCGUCAACUCAGACAGUGCCACAGCCUCUGAAUUGAACACUGAGUUUGAGACCGCCAACAUCACCGACUACGCAUAUGAGCCUUCCUCGCAAAGCUCCGCCCCAUCCUCAUGGCCGACUCUACAAACGAUGAUCGACGAUGGGAAGCGUCUCGUCGUCUUCGUGGCGUCGCUCGACACCAGCUCGGACUACCCAUACCUGAUGGACGAGUUCACCUACGUCUGGGAGAACAACUACGAGGUCACCUCGCCCUCCAACUUCACCUGUGAGCCGCAGCGCCCGUCCUCACUGUCCGGUUCGAUCUCCACCGCCAUGUCCUCCAACCGCCUCCCCAUGAUGAACCACUUCCUUUACUCGACCGACCUCGAGUCCCUCGACAUCCUCUACCCGAAUGCCAGCUACGUCGCCACGACCAACGCCGCGUCCGGCGGCACCGGCAAUCUCGGAAGCACUGCAACCAAGUGCAAGAGCGCAUACAGCGGUCGCCAGCCGACUUUCAUUCUGGUCGACUUCUUCAACCGCGGCCCCGCGAUCGACACCGUCGACAGUCUCAACAACGUGACCAAUGCGUCAGGCCGUACGUCGGUCUCUACGUCUGCAACCUCCAGCAGCUCCGGGUCGACCAUCAACAAUGUGUUCAAGGGCCUGGUCGAACUGGCCAGCUCGUCCAAGUCUGGCGCCAGUACCAGCAUGGGCGACUGGAUCUGGGUUGGCGGCAACUGGAACAGCAUUUUGGGAGGAGGCAUUUCCUUCUAA
Molecule: messenger RNA, 1143 nt
Organism: Penicillium macrosclerotiorum
Lineage: Eukaryota; Fungi; Ascomycota; Eurotiomycetes; Eurotiales; Aspergillaceae
Exons: 3
Coding region: 1-1143 (380 amino acids)
Biological process (GO): lipid metabolic process
Molecular function (GO): phosphoric diester hydrolase activity
Source: RefSeq, a predicted model, not a curated record